Molecule: messenger RNA, 1073 nt
Organism: Micromonas pusilla CCMP1545
Lineage: Eukaryota; Viridiplantae; Chlorophyta; Mamiellophyceae; Mamiellales; Mamiellaceae
Exons: 1
Coding region: 1-345 (114 amino acids)
Source: RefSeq, a predicted model, not a curated record
AUGGAGGCUUACAUGAUCGCCAUCAGGGUGAAAGGGGAGGCACUGCACCGUGAGUCCGGAGCGGGCACACGCGCGGAACCCCGCGCAGGAUCUGAUGAAGGUUUGCUCCAUCAGAUCCAGCUCAUGCUUGAUAACCUGGCAGCAACUCCAGCAAGUGAAGGCGGAGGUGGAGGGAACGCCUCUGCAAUUGAGUCACUUACGCAACAUGAUCAUCAAGGACAUACUACACAGUCACAGCAGUUACUAGUACAACUUUUGCGAGGUGUGCGCCCUGCAUAUAGCUAUUCUUUCGUAACUUCGACUCACUUUUUCUCUCGCGCAGAGUUGCCAGCAGGAGGCGGGUAGUAAACACUCAAACGCGACUCCCUCGAGCGCGCGUACGCCAUCUGACGUAGUCGUUGACGACGCUUACUUCAUUUCUAAAGAUACAAUGUUAGAUUAAUACGUUGGGCUUGGUGGAGCACGCGGUGAUCAUGUCUCGAAAAUCGAGCAUGACGUCACCGUAUGUGUCUACAUGAACGCUGAAGACGGCGCGUAUGUUUUGGAUCUCAUGAGUCGCGCUUCCAUCGGUUCCGAGAAAGCUUACUCCUUAUUGAAAAAACUGGAUUUCAAAAGAGAAGACAUUGAAAAGUUUCAUAUUUGUCUGGAGCUAGUGAACAACCCUUCUGUAGUUUUAGAUUUACUCUCUGACAUUUCCGCGGCCACACUCGGGGAUGGCUCCAUUGAUACCUUCACGGAUGCACUAGACGAGCUACAGAAGCUUGCUGAUACGACGAACUAUCGCGCAAGCACUCCGAUUACAGCAACUUUGGCAGUGUGUGUACUUCUUUAAACGAAGCAGGCAUUGAGUGCACUGACCUUAAUAUCGUUCGAUCAGUGCUUAAUUUCUUCCCACAGAAAGAUGAAACAGAUAUGGCAGUGCAGAUGAUCGCAGUUGUCAUGCAGAUGAAACAUGUCAGCUACUACCAUGCUCAUAAAGCGAUUCGAGCUAUCACCAAUGUGACGAACAUCAAGAACGUCCCGCCCGCACCAAUCGCCAAGUUCGCCAACUUGAUUGGCCCCUUGAAAAACAA